Molecule: messenger RNA, 858 nt
Organism: Anthostomella pinea
Lineage: Eukaryota; Fungi; Ascomycota; Sordariomycetes; Xylariales; Xylariaceae
Source: the annotation of a GenBank genome assembly
AUGUCUACACCUACACCCAAGCUCCAGCACGUCCAAGCCUCCGAGGGCCGCGACGCCGUCCUCAGCGCCAUGCGCGCGGACGGCGCCGUCAUCAUCAAGGGCCUCUUCACGGAGGACCAGGUCGUCCGGCUGAACGCGGAGGUGCAGCCGGCCAUUAAUCAGCUCGGCGCGGGCUCCAAGCACGCCGAGGGCUGGGUCAAGGAGUUCCACGGCGAAAACACCAAGCGGCUCAACAACGUCGUGUCGCUGAGCCCGACGUUCCGGCACGAGAUGCUCGAGAGCGAGUUGAUUCAUCAGCUGUGCGAGGCCGUCUAUCUUGAGGACGCGGGCGGGUACUGGAUGAACUCGGCGCAGGUCAUUGAUAUUGGACCGGGCAGCGCUGCGCAGCCGCUGCAUCGCGACCAGUGGCAGUUCCCCAUCUUCACACGCGCCGGGCCUGGCGCGCCUGAGGCGAGCGUCAAUUUUGUGGUUGCGCUGUCUGAGUUCACGGUCGAUAAUGGUGCUACGAGGGUCAUACCCGGCAGCCACGCCUGGGCCGACCUCGGGGACAAUGGCACGCCGGCGGACACGGUGCCAGCCGAGAUGGAACACGGGGACGCGUGCUUCAUCAGCGGCAAGGUCGUGCACGGCGGGGGGGCCAACGUGACGGAAGACCGCACGCGCAGGGCCAUCACGCUGGUGUUUCAGUGCUCGUACCUCACGCCAGAGGAGGCGUACCCGUUCCUGGUCGACGCCGAGGUUGCCCGGUCGCUCAGCCCGCGCGGCCAGCGCAUGAUUGGGUUUCGGUCGCAGUUUUUGAAGAACAGCCCUGGCGUGUGGAAGAGCGACUAUGGCGCGGUGGACGAGGUCUACUGUUAG